AGCAAAGCCAGUAUUAAUUCGGUCAUCGCUGUGGAACGUUCUGACAGAAUGCGUCACAAUUUUUUCUUCAAGAAGGAUAAUGUGAAGUUUGAAAUAUUUUGUGAUUAUUUUGUAUUCCUAGAGGGAGAGAAUAUCCGUGAUACUGGAGUAAAGUUUUGCAACAAAAAAUUUUUCGAGUUCCCUCAAUGUGAUAUGAAAUGAAACGACUGCGUGUGGAUGAAACAGUUAAAGAAGGAGGUGGUUCUCUAUCAAGCACCCUCUACAGACAACCCAUUUCUAAUUCAUCCACCUUAUCGUACACAACAGCAGGCGCUGUUAAAGUAGUCAGUGAGGGAAUGCAAGCUGGAAUAUACCCGUCCGCCCCAUCCGUAAAUUACGGAACCAUGCCGACGGUUACAGUCACUCAUUCUGGUCAUAGCCAAAUCAGGAAUUCUGAGAAUUCUCCUCCAUCUGCUCAGGAGCCGGCUCAGCAGCAAAGUCCCGGUAGUAAUUUCCAUCGAUUGAAAGUAGAAGAUGCUCUUUCCUAUCUGGAUCUGGUCAAAUUCAAAUUCAAUUCAAAACCUCAAGUGUAUAAUGAUUUCCUGGACAUUAUGAAGGAGUUCAAGAGUCAAAGCAUCGACACUCCAGGUGUAAUCGAAAGGGUUUCAAAUCUUUUUGAUGGUUUCCCAGAUCUUAUUGUUGGUUUCAAUACAUUCCUACCACCUGGUUAUAAGAUAGAAGUGCAGAAGAACAACGACGGUUAUGCGUUUCAUGUAUCAGUCAGCAUGGGAAAUGUGCCUGGCAGCUCAGAAAAUCAUCACAAAACAUCGAUGAUAAUGAAAGGUUCUGGCACAUAUAACACUUCGGUCUGUGGACAACCUAUCACUCAUACCCAGCAAGGAGUACCAGUACCAUCCCACAUUUCUCCUGUGCCUUCUCAGGCACCACCACCACAACCACCUAUUGUGCAACAUGCGAACACAUAUGCCAACAAUGCGACGUCUUACAAUUCUCUGUCGUUGUCUGCAGCACAAGCGGCAGUAAGUCAGGCCCUACAAGGUCAUUCAGAAGCCCCUCAAAACCAGCCAGUGGAAUUCAACCAUGCCAUCAAUUACGUCAAUAAAAUUAAGAAUCGCUUCCAAGGUCAACCGGAAAAGUAUAAGAGGUUCUUGGAGAUACUUCAUACCUACCAGAAGGAGCAACGUACACUUAAAGAAACUGCAGGUGGACUGGGAGGCAAACAGUUGACAGAACAAGAGGUGUACAGUCAAGUAGCGAAGCUCUUCGAGAACCAAAGCGAUCUUUUAGCGGAAUUCGGACAAUUUCUACCCGAUGCCACAAGCCAUAUGAAUCAAGUUCAAUCGUCGGAACUCCACAGUUCCAAAAAAUUAGCGGUUAAACCAACAUUCCGUGAGAACCUGGUGGAGAGAAGCAUACCUACUAAAGUCCCAAUCACCCCCUGUCAGAAAAGAUCGCUUUCACCGUAUUCGAGUUGUAGAGAGGGCCAUACACAGAAGAAACAUAAGUUAAGCUCCAGCCGAGACAGCACACUCUCAGAAGCUAGAAAAUAUGGAACUCUGAAGGAUUACGCGUUUUUUGAUAAGUUGAGAAAGUCGAUGAAAUCCUACGACACCUACGAAAAUUUCUUGAGAUGCUUAACCUUGUACAAUGAGCAGAUUGUUACAAGAGGCGAAUUGAUAUUGAUGGUCAAUCCGCUCCUUGGGAAGUUUCCAGAGUUGAUGAGAUGGUUCAAAGAUUUUCUACGCUCAGAAACGGAAAAUGUUUCAUUCAAUACCGUUCAAAAUGAAAGGCCUAAAGGAGACCUUGCCCAAGAAAUCGAUUUUGCAACUGCCAAAAGGCUAGGUGCAAGCUACUGUAUCAUUCCAGCGUCUCAAGAAGUACAAGUCAGUUCUAGUCGAACCCAACUGUGUAAGGAAGUGUUGAACGAUCAGUGGGUCUCCUUUCCGACAUGGUCUGAGGACAGCACUUUUGUUGGUUCGCGCAAAACGCAAUACGAAGAAUACAUGUACAGAUGCGAGGAUGAAAGGUUCGAGAUGGACGUUGUGAUCGAGACAAACGCCGCGACAAUUAGGGUUCUAGAAAAUGUACAGAAAAAGAUCAGUAGAAUGAAGCCCGAGGAACUUUCUAAUUUUACAUUGGAUGAUAAUUUGGGCGGAAGUUCUGCAAUUCUCCAUCAAAAAGCGUUGAAACGGAUUUAUGGUGAGAGAGCAAAAGAUAUUAUCGAGGGAUUAAAGUGCAAUCCUGCUGCUGCAAUCGGUACAAUUUUAACUCGUUUGAAAUCUAAGGAGGUGGAAUGGCGGGAAGCCCAAAAAGGAUUCAACAAGAUUUGGCGUGAACAAAAUGAAAAAUAUUAUCUGAAGAGUUUGGACCAUCAGGGCAUGAAUUUUAAGGCAACUGAUGUGAAAGCCUUGAGAUCAAAAAGCCUGUUUAAUGAGAUAGAGACUUUGUUCGAUGAGAGGCAUGAACAGAAUGAGGAAUCAGGUGGAGAGGUUGUUACUGGACCACACAUUGUAAUUCCUUACAAAGAUCGCACCAUUUUAGAUGAUGCCACUAAUUUACUUAUUCAUAAUGUCAAAAGACAAACGGGAAUACAAAAAAGUGAGAAGCACAAAAUAAAACAAUUCCUCUUCAGAACUUUACCAGAAUUCUUUUUUCAUCCCAAGCAGCAUCUGAGUGAUGAUGAAGAAGAUGAGAAAGAAGAAGGUGAAAGUCCAAACAGUAGUCCUAGUAGCAAUAGAAAUUCUAAAAGUACCUCGAACUGUGGUAAAUCGCCUGUACGAUCAGAAUCGGACAGAGCCGAACCUGAAUCUAAUACAAAAGAACAAACACUUCCACACGCCCAAACGAAUGAUCCAGAGGAAGCAUAUACUCUCUUCAUGGGCAACAAUAAUUGGUAUAUUUUUCUUAGAUUACACGCAAUUUUAUGCGAUCGACUGUCUAAAAUUUAUGAAAGAUCUGUGAUAUUGGCGGAGGAAGAAGCGAGACAACAGCCGAAGCGAAAAGAAAGCACAGCAAUAUCUCUUAGGUUAAAACCGAAACCCCACAUUGAAGUACAAGAAUACUAUCCUGCCUUCUUAGAAAUGGUGAAAAAUCUGUUGGACGGCAAUAUGGACGCGAACGCUUACGAAGAUACUCUCCGUGAAAUGUUUGGCAUCUACGCUUACGUUGCUUUCACAUUGGACAAAGUUGUGUCUAAUGCUGUCAGACAGUUGCAACAUUGUGUGUCCGAAAAAACGGCAAAAGCGUGCACGGAUCUCUUCUUAUCGGAACAGAAGAAGGGCGCCACUGGAGGUCUGUGCAUAACGGCCUACAAACGAGCGCACGCCGAGUUUGCGUAUCAGAGGGCGGCCGAGAAGGCGGUGCAGGAUGAAAAUUGCUUCAAAAUAUUCUUUUACAAAAAAGAUUGUAGAAUGACUAUUGAACUACUGGACACCGAAAACGAUGAUGGUAAGAGAGUUGAAGAGACUAAAAAAUGGAGCAUGUACAGAGAGAGCUACAGUGAUUGCAUGAACACGGGGAAGAUCAAGUCGCCUGUGUUUUUGGAGAGGAACCUUCGAUUGUAUAAAAAGAGGGCCAUGAAGAGCAUAUCCCACUCUAGAAGGAAUGCCAAAAAUCGCCAGAAUUUUUCAUCUGCAGAAGACGAAAAACGCGAGCAAGCAGGUGAUGAUGUAGGGGAAAAAAGUAGUGAAAAAUUCGAAGGUGAACUGAGAGGAUGCAAUGUACCAGAACGCAAUCAAACGCAUCAUCCAGGAUAUCACGUUGCAGAUGACACAGAAUGCAAAUUCAAUUUCCAAGACUCCAAGAUAGUGUUUACCUCUAAUAAAGACAGUUAUAUAUAUAAAGUUAGUGCCUUAGAAAGAGCGAAAGAGUCUCAUCCUAGUAUAACGAUGCGACUUUCAACUCGAUUCAAAUAUUGGCUUAAGGGGUGGGUAAGUGAAAACGUGAGUGACUUACAACAUAAACAAUGUAUGGACUGGUUGAUGGGACGUUGUGAAGGUGUUGUGCCGAACAGGACUAGAAUUUUAACGGACAAUGAUACCUCCAGGCCUCCCUACAUGUCCUACAAUAGAUACAAAGUUGACCAACUCGUUAAGGACGGUACUUGAAUGAAGGUGGGCCGUUUCAAGAACGCAAAUGUGUUUAAGACUUCAUGUACCUUAGAAGACAAGAAGGAAGGUGCCUCCAGAGGAUUUUUUUUCUCGUAGGAUCUUGUAUCUAACAUUCAAUGUUAAAACUAUUUAUUAUGCUUAUCAUUAUGAUUUUGUGAAAAUAAGUUAUCAAUCCAUUUAUUGAAUAGGGACCUAAGUUGUUUUGUACAUUUUUUUUAUUUGAUUUUGUAUGUUUCUUUGUUUUCCAAGAAUUGUGGAUCAUAUUUUAUUCUGUAAUGCCACCGACGGUGGAAUGUACCCACUUUGUUUUCUAUGUUAUUGCUUGUUUAAGUUGAACAUUUGUGUGUUUUAAUCGAUUAAUAGCUUACGAGUACGACCUUAGGGAGAAGUCUGUGAAAAUUAACUCCCUGAAAGUGAGCAAUUAUUUUUUGGAUUUUUGCUUCAAAAUACAUUUAUUCCACGGUUUUCUAUAUAAACAUCAAUAAUUGCAAACAAAAUUGAAAUUAUGUAAUAAUGACGCAGGUAACUUCAAUUUUAGAAUUGUUAAAUUAUUUGUUUUUCAACUUCGCUCCAGACGAAAAUUAUUUCACUCUAAGGUCAUUAUAUUCUGUCAUUUGGUUUGUUGAAAAAUUCAAAUUUUAUAUUCAGAAUGUUGACAUAUUUGAAGAAAAUUGUCACAAUCUAACAACAUAAAUAAGGCUUGUAAUUUUGUACUUGAAAAGAAAAUGUUUUCUUUUUGCUGAAGUUCAUAGGAGUACACAUGGUUUCAUUUAAUGACUAGUUUUUCUUUGGAUAUGACACCAUUUUUGUACCAUGAUUUAUAUAAUAAUGCAAAGAGAAAAUAACCAAUGUAAUAUAUACAUUCCAUUUUAUACUCUAUUCAAUGUACAUUUAUAAUUCCUUGUCAAAAAUGUUGGUUAUUUUCUUCAUAGUCAUCUCACAAUUAAUUAAAGUUGUUGAAAGUGAGAGGAGCAAUAUGUAUAAAGUUGAUAUUUGAAUCAAGAAUGUAUCUACAUUUAUAAAAAAGAAUCCCAAUAUAAAAAAUUUGUUUUACUUGCUAACAAUAACAGGCACUGAAUAUG
This is a messenger RNA of Coccinella septempunctata (seven-spotted ladybird), 5191 nucleotides long. It is a transcript of the gene Sin3A, whose product is annotated as paired amphipathic helix protein Sin3b. Lineage: Eukaryota; Metazoa; Arthropoda; Insecta; Coleoptera; Coccinellidae. The coding region runs from base 198 to 4106 and encodes 1302 amino acids. Gene Ontology annotation, molecular function: transcription corepressor activity. Gene Ontology annotation, biological process: negative regulation of transcription by RNA polymerase II. The record is from RefSeq and is a predicted model, not a curated record. The transcript has 10 exons. Gene Ontology annotation, cellular component: chromatin.